UUACGACUGCACAUAUGCCACAACGAUAAAAUGACGUAAAAUUGUGGCUCUAAUUUUCCAAACUCUCUGUGAUUGAGACUAUCAGCAACCUUCUUUAAAAUUAACGAUACGAUUUGGUUAAUAUAAUAUUAUAUACAUAAAACAAUCUUUUCAUUCAUUCGUAAUAUAACUAUGAAUCAAUGGGCUACUAUUAAACGUUAAAUAUAGUAAAAGUUAUGUUAAAAGGUUAUACACAUAACUGACCGAGGAAGGAAUAAAUUGAGUAGUCUAACCAUGGAUUCAUAUGUAAGUUGUAUAAAAAUUCGUGGGAUGCCAAUUCUUCCUCCUCUUAUGACUGAUAACCUGCGUGCAGAAAUGAAAUAUUAUAAGCAGUUGGCUUUAGCAGUUGAAGAAAAAUUAUCAAGAUUAGAAUUAGAAACAAACCAAAAAGAUGAAGAAGAAAUUGAUAAUUCUUCUUCUUAUGAGCAUGAAACCAUGAGUGAGAAAAAGUCAAUGACAUUAAGCCGGCAAGAAAGUCUUUUAAGCUCAGGAAUAGAAAGUCCCGAUCAUUUAUCAAAAAUAUCUAAUGAUAAAAUAAAUUUUGAAGUACUCGAAAAUAAAUCAAAAGUAACAUCGGAAGAUGCAACUUUCCCAAAAAACACAGAUGUCCACAUAUAUUCGAAUACACUAGACUUAUCAAGAACUGAUGCAUUAGAAACAAUAUCUGGAAUAGGUAAACCUCAAGUGCCCAAUAGUUUGAAUAUUAUUCCAAUAACAGUAGAAACUCCAACAACAAACAAAAAGAAAUCUUCAUCGGAAAUAGAAGAAUCUGAAGAAGAAGCCCCAAAAUUAAUCAGACAGGGUUCUUAUACAUUAGAAACACCAAGUUCAAUGUUAUUGGCUUACAUAGAACAGUCUGAAUACAGUAGUGGGCUUACAUCAUCAAUAAAUGAUGAAAAAGUAAAAGAAUUUAAUUCAAUUGAAAUUCAGCCGGAAUUGAGAAAUUUGGAGAAACAAAAAGAAUUUUUAAUAAAAAAAAAUAAUACAAAUAAUGCCAAUAAACGGAGAAGUAGUAUAUCAGGAAAUGAAAAUAAGUAUCGAGAAAAUAAUAAAGCUUUCGAAACAACUGAUAAACAAUUAGUAGGAGAAAUACAUCAAGUUGCUCGAUCGAUGGAUUGCAUUCAAACGAUGUUAUCAAAAGAAUACAUUUGUGGAAUGACAAAUUUCAAAAGAAAUUGUUCUAAUAGAAGAUCAAAAGAUAAUGGUCAUACUGUAAAUAAGAAUAAUAUGUGUAAAACUACUGAUAACGCAUCAAUCUCUCAUUUACCUAAUAAACUUGGAGGAUCUUUAGGAUCAUUAAGUUAUGAAAAGUCUCCAAAUAAAUGUGACGACAAUAAUAGAAUGACUAAAAGUUUUGAAACUUCGUUUCCUGAUAGUUAUAAUAAAGAGAAUGUUAAUAAAAUUAAAUCAAUAACUUCUGAUAAAUUAAUGUACGUGUUUAAAGAAAUUCAAAAAACUCAUCAACGACAAAUGGCUGAUUUAAUGGCCCGACAACAACGUGAACAAAUAAUACUACAGCAAGAAUUUGAAAAACAGCAAUUAGUACUUCUCGAACAAUUAGAAAAAUCUUUUCCAGGAGUUUCUAUGCCAUCUAUUGUUAAUAAAUACGUAAGAUCACCAGUAUAUGAUAACAAUCAACAUAAAUAUUCAAAAAAUUCAGUUUCACUGCCAAAAUCACGUCAAAAUCAUUCGGAUGGCGAAUCAAGCAUAUUCAAUGGUAGCUCUUUUGAAUCUGAAGGAAGUAUUUCUAUUAAUUGUGUAUCAACUAGAGAUACUUCUUUUUCCGAAAAAGUUAAUAGUGAAAAAAAGAAAUCUAGUGUUAGUCGGCAACUUUUUUGUGAAGAAACACAACAUCAUCGUAACCUUAUCAUUAAUGGUUCUGCUUACAAUGAAAAACAUAUCAAAGCGGCCACAAUUAUCAAUGCUUACGCUCGAGGUUAUUUAGUAAGAAGACUUAUGAAAACUGAACGUGUUAUGACAUUAAAAAAUACUUAUAAAGAGGCAUUACAUUGUAUGUUAAAGCUUCAUGUUGAUGCACCUUGGGAAUUGCCUGAGUUAAAUUUUCAUAAACGUUUACAACAUCAAUGUGAUGCAGCAUCAAUUAAUAUUGUUGAAUUAUUUGCGCAAAGUCCUGCUAAUAGAAUGGAAAUUAUUUUCCACGAUAGACAAAUUAAAAAAUGUCGUCAAGAAAGACCAUCAUCUACAAGAUCUACUUACUCAUUUGCAACACAACGAACUUUAGCAAGGAAAAAAUUUAAAGAAUUAGGAAUAGCUCAAUUACCGGUAGCUGCAAAAAAUAAUUACAGUGCAAGAACAAGGUGUCAAACAUGGACAUCUAAUUCACGAGAAAAACGUUCUCCUGCAUUAAUUAAUCAAGGAAUAAAACGAAGCACAAGUGCAGGUGCUGUCCGUAAGCCAUGGCGAUAACGAGAUUGUGUGCCUUAGUAUUAAAUAAUAUCUAAGUCAUACAACCAUAAGUACAAACUUUUAUACUAAUUUAUUUAAUGAAAAUGUAAAUAAAACUCACCUAGUGCCUGAAAUAUUACGUUUUAAAAAUAUUCAAUAAGUAUUUAUCUAUAAACGCUUACUCUAAUUAAUGUUGAUGAA
Molecule: messenger RNA, 2646 nt
Organism: Chelonus insularis
Lineage: Eukaryota; Metazoa; Arthropoda; Insecta; Hymenoptera; Braconidae
Gene: Cp110
Product: Centriolar coiled coil protein 110kDa
Exons: 7
Coding region: 274-2466 (730 amino acids)
Biological process (GO): negative regulation of centriole elongation; ciliary basal body organization; centrosome duplication
Cellular component (GO): centriole
Molecular function (GO): protein binding
Source: RefSeq, a predicted model, not a curated record